Molecule: messenger RNA, 304 nt
Organism: Pelecanus crispus (Dalmatian pelican)
Lineage: Eukaryota; Metazoa; Chordata; Aves; Pelecaniformes; Pelecanidae
Source: RefSeq, a predicted model, not a curated record
AUGGCUUCCUUCAGCAACCUGACGAUUGGCAUUGCUGCUGCCAGUUUUACUGUAUUUCAGCUCCUGUUCCAUGUUUUAAGUUCUUGGGUGUCAACACGAAUAACACCUGGUUUUAACAAUCUCAGCCAAAAAAGGAAGAUCGAAUGGAAUUCAAGGACAGUGUCCACAUUCCACGCCUUGGUGGUCGGUGGGUUUUGCCUCUAUAUUUUGUUGUACGACGACGCUGUUAACGCUGACCGUCUCUGGGGUGACCCUUCAAUUGUGAAACUGAAUAUUGCUAUUACCACAGGCUACCUCAUUUCUG